AUGCAUGAUUUCUGCUUCACUAUCCCGUACGGGAUGCUUUUAAUCGGCGGUGGAUUUAUCGGGUACAUGAAGAAAGGAAGUAUUACAUCUUUCGCCGGAGGUGCGGGAACUGGCUUGUUACUCAUUCUCGCUGGAUUUCUCAGUCUCAAGGCUUUCGAGAAGAAGAAGAAUUCCCCCGUCGCUGUCGUUCUCCAGACAGUAAUCUCAGCUGCUCUCACAUUAGUCAUGGGACAACGUUACUUGCUCACGCAAAAGAUUAUGCCAGCUGGUUUGGUUGCAGUGAUCAGUGCUCUCAUGACCUGUUUUUACGUAUACAAGAUUGCAACUGGUGGCAAUAAAAUCCCAGCAAAAGCUGAAUGA
Messenger RNA from Microthlaspi erraticum, 360 nucleotides. The record is from the annotation of a GenBank genome assembly. NCBI's taxonomy places the organism in Eukaryota, Viridiplantae, Streptophyta, Magnoliopsida, Brassicales, Brassicaceae.